AUGUCUCGCUACUGGCCGCACCCCCCCUACGCCGAAGACCAACCUCACUCCAGACUUAUCCUCUGGACCCACAUCCUCACCCGCGGUCCCCCCACCGCCGCUUUCCUCACUCCCUUCAUCUCCGCCAGCACUCUUAUUUACCGCAAACUCCCCCUACCCGCCUCCCUACUUCCCCGCUCCCAAACUUCUCCUUUUUCAUCCCAACUCCUCAAUCUCCGCUUUAUUGGGACUAACACUCUUGGCGUCACUUCUCUCCUCACCCUCGCAACAUUUGCCCGUAUGUACGGGCGCACAGAUAUCGAAUAUCAAGAUCGUAGCUGGCGUCUUUUGGAAAAUGAAGGUCAGAUGGAAUCUGACGAUUGGAUGUAUGGCGGUAUGAUAGUUGGUGCUCUUUGGAAGUUUAAACCUGGGUCUUUAGUGGAUUGGAGGGCGAGAGUUGGGAGUAUUAGUGCAGGGAGCGCGAUGGGGGUCCUGGGGUAUUUAAGUUGGAGGUAUGGAGUCAAGGGGGGGAAAUGGGAUGAAAGUGAAAGGAACGAAAGAACUGACAGUACGAACUUAUAA
Molecule: messenger RNA, 561 nt
Organism: Botrytis byssoidea
Lineage: Eukaryota; Fungi; Ascomycota; Leotiomycetes; Helotiales; Sclerotiniaceae
Exons: 1
Coding region: 1-561 (186 amino acids)
Source: RefSeq, a predicted model, not a curated record